Messenger RNA from Letharia columbiana, 447 nucleotides. RefSeq lists its product as uncharacterized. The transcript has a single exon. NCBI's taxonomy places the organism in Eukaryota, Fungi, Ascomycota, Lecanoromycetes, Lecanorales, Parmeliaceae. The record is from RefSeq and is a predicted model, not a curated record. Bases 1 to 447 code for a protein of 148 amino acids.
AUGCCCCACCCAACCCCCUCCAACCCUCCCCCUCACCAACCCCUACAAAUCCGCUCCACCAACGACGGAAACAUCGCCUUCCUCCUCCUCAUCGCCAUCUGCUCCGCCGCAGCCCUAAUCCUCUUCUCCGUCUGGGCCUCUUCCAAACUCCUCUCCCCACGACCACGACGGCGCCCAGGAACCGCAGCGGAGGGCAUCGAGCUGGGCGGAAUCCCGGGCGCGGGAGAACGCACAGCCGGAGCCGAAGACCGAGCCGGGGCGGGCCGGGACAAAGACGACGGUCUCCAUGCCGGCGACGGCGACGGCGAUGGCUACGCUGAGCGUGGCGGGUCCACGGAAACACAGAUCGACAUGGCGCUCCCCGAGCCGCCCGCUCGGGCGUACGGGCGAGAUGGCGGAGAAGGGUUGCAUGGUGUGUCUCCGGUCGAGGAUGUGGAGAUGAUAUGA